AUUUUGAGCCGCUGCAGGCAGCUGAACUGGGCGGGCAGAGCCUGCAGCCCGUUGUUGUCUAGCAUGAGGCUCUCCAAACUGGCCAGCUCGCAGAAGCCGGCGGGCAGCGUGCCAAGCUCGGCCCCACUCAGCCAGAGGAUCUUGAGGGCACGCAGGGCACUGAUAUCCUCAGGCAGGCCCCGCAGCCGGUUGCUGGACACGUCCAGCUCCUCCAGGGCCGCCAGCUGCAGCAGCUGCCGGGGGAAGGCAGUGAGCUGGUUGUGAUCCACGUCCAGGGUGCGCAGGCGGGAGAGGCAGGAGAGGGAGUCAGGCAGGUGCGCCAGCCGGUUAAAGCUGACGUCCAGCUCCUCCAGGCGUUUUUCUGGAUCCAGGAGCGAAUCAACUAAGAAAGAGCCUAGCACCCUUUUAAGUCCGACCAGGUCCUUGUUGCUGGAUACCUGUUUAUAUUGUGAACAACCUCUUCUCCAAAGCACCGUGUGAGUCCCGGGAUGUGUAAGGCUGACAGCAGCUGUUACCAGGAAUCAGGCCACCCUGACCUCAUGGUCCCGCGGAUGCUGCCAGGAAGCCCGAAAACUCCAUCCAAAGCUGCUGAGACAGAAUCUUUGGCAGAGCUGAAAGGAAGCUGAAAGGAGCAGUGCCGGGAGUUCCUGCCCAAAAAGGGAUACACAAAAAAGGCCAGUCAUGAAUCACCCCAAAUUGGAAGCAACCAAGAUGUCCUUCAGCAUGUGAAUGGAUAAGCAAACUAUGGUGCAUUCAGGUUAGGCGAUGCUUUCCUUCACUGUCCAGUUUGCAGAGCCGUCCUGGAGCUGGCGCGGGUCCUCCCUCCGUCGUCCUGGCUCUUGGAAAGGAACCAGGCGGGCUGAGGAACUGGCGCGCCCUCGUCCGCCCACAAGUCCUUGGAAAGCGCAGGCCUCGUGCGCUCUCCAGCGCCCUCCCAGGGCGCAAGGGCAGGACAGGUACAUCCCGCGUGCUGCGGUGGCGAUCAGCGCGGACACGGAGCCCGGCUCCACCCGUCCGCCCAGCCUUGGGGUUCUGCCAGAGCGCCGGGCGCAGAGCAAGCGGGCCUGAGCUCCAGCACCUUUGGCAGCUCCCGGACCCGGGGUGCGAACGGCGGCCGUGGCUCACCGCUUCAGGAGGAGGCGGCCAGGACACUAGGAAGAGAAGCCCGGACCAGGGCUAGUUUGUUUCCCCACCUCUUCGGGCCAGCUCAGGUUCUUAAACCCGCCGUGCAACGGACGCAGAGAUGGGGUCUCACUAUGAUGUCCGGGCUGGUCUCAGACUCUUGGCUUCAAGUUAUCCUCUCGCCUCAGCCUCCCAAAGUGCUGGGAUUACAGUUUCGACAUGACAGCUCGCCAGUUUCACAAUGCAUACCUUCCUUAUCAGAGACUGUUGAUGAUGGAGAUGCUCUGGCCAGUCUAUAGAGGAUGCGCAGAGGAUUUUCGGUCCUCUGCUUCACCUUCUGAUGCCAGAAGGCUGAAAACUCCACACUCAGAUUAUGCUAAUGCUGCCAUUUGUGUACAUGUGACCCAUGAAGAGGAAACACUGACGGGAACACACGUGCCAGUGCUACCCUCCAGUGACUGGACUAGAUCCUUGCGCAACUUCAACCCGCGCUAGCUCCGCCCACGACCGGCCACGCCCCGUCUUCUCACCGGCGCGCCUCCCUCUUGUUCGUCCUCCCUCCCCCUGUGGACUGCGGCGCUGGCGUUCUGCGCACGCCGGCUCACUGCGCCUGCGCGGCGUGUGGACGCCACACGCUCCCGGAAGUGGGAGGUGGCCGCUGGAGUUUGUGUGGCCGCCGCCGCGGGAACGCGAGCCCGGUAAUUUUUCAACGGAGAAAGGCGAGGUUUUCGGGCUCUGCAGAGUGAGAGUUAGCAAGGGUCCGGCUCCAGCAACUCUCCUCUGGCGUGACAGCCGGCAUGGAGGAUCCACAGAGUAAAGAGCCUGCCGGCGAGGCCGUGGCUCCCGCGCUGCUGGAGUCGCCGCGGCCGGAGGGCGGGGAGGAGCCGCCGCGUCCCAGUACCGAGGAAACUCAACAGUGUAAAUUUGAUGGCCGGGAGACAAAAGGAUCCAAGUUCAUUACCUCCAGUGCGAGUGACUUCAGUGACCCGGUUUACAAAGAGAUUGCCAUUACGAAUGGCUGUAUUAAUAGAAUGAGUAAGGAAGAACUCAGAGCUAAGCUUUCAGAAUUCAAGCUUGAAACUAGAGGAGUAAAGGAUGUUCUAAAGAAGAGACUGAAAAACUAUUAUAAGAAGCAGAAGCUGAUGCUGAAAGAGAGCAAUUGUGCUGACGGUUAUUAUGACUACAUUUGUAUUAUUGACUUUGAAGCCACUUGUGAAGAAGGAAACCCACCUGAGUUUGUACAUGAAAUAAUUGAAUUUCCGGUUGUUUUACUGAAUACGCAUACUUUAGAAAUAGAAGACACGUUUCAGCAGUAUGUAAGACCAGAGAUUAACACACAGCUGUCUGAUUUCUGCAUCAGUCUAACUGGAAUUACUCAGGAUCAGGUAGACAGAGCUGAUACCUUCCCUCAGGUACUAAAAAAAGUAAUUGACUGGAUGAAAUUGAAGGAAUUAGGAACAAAGUAUAAAUACUCACUUUUAACAGAUGGUUCUUGGGAUAUGAGUAAGUUCUUGAACAUUCAGUGUCAACUCAGCAGGCUCAAAUACCCUCCUUUUGCGAAAAAGUGGAUCAAUAUUCGGAAGUCAUAUGGAAAUUUUUACAAGGUUCCUAGAAGCCAAACCAAACUGACAAUAAUGCUUGAAAAAUUAGGAAUGGAUUAUGAUGGGCGGCCUCACUGUGGUCUUGAUGACUCUAAGAAUAUCGCCCGAAUAGCAGUUCGAAUGCUUCAGGAUGGGUGUGAACUCCGAAUCAACGAGAAAAUGCAUGCAGGACAGCUAAUGAGUGUGUCCUCUUCCUUACCAAUAGAGGGCACUCCACCACCACAAAUGCCACAUUCUAGAAAGUAACAACAGUUUUGUGUGUGGAUCAUUCCAAUUGAAGUUGGUAUGAAGAGGUAGCAGAUGAAUCUCAUUGAAUUAGUCCUAUAGUGCAAACUUGAAGCACCUUAAAACAUUUAAAAUCUUAUUACAGGUGAUAGAGAUAGAUACAUGUAUGUGAACAGAUUUUGUAGGAAGGCAUACUGAAUUCUUUGUCACCAGCACUUUUGAUAUGAGCAGUAUUCGUUACACAGUAACAGUUCCUGCUUAGAACUGAAUUUUAUAAUUUAAGGUGUUCAAGAUAUAUUCUUUUUGGUUUUAAAAUGCAAAAUCUUAUUGGCUGUUCUCUUGAAUGUGAUAUCUUACUGGUGUUUAAAUAUGUAAUGUGUUUCUUUAUUAACAUCACUAGAUGAAACCAUAUCUUAAAAUGCAGAAAUGAUUGGAAGGUAGAUCUUAUCUAGCCUUUGGAUUUCAAGAAUAUCAUAGUCCUUUUGAUUUUCAAAGUUUAUAUGUGAAGUUCACCAUGUAUGUGGUGAAUUUCAUAAGGUACUUGGUAUACAUAUCUGCCUAUGUUUCUUUUCACCUCGUAAUUGGAAGAAUUAUGAUGGAUUAUACGGUUUGGUUAAAAAUCCAGUUACUGAAGGAAUUAAUGAAAACUUAGAAGAAAGUACUGAAAGGAAUAUCAUAAGGGCUGUAGCUCAAACUUCAUAAUACAUCAAUCACUGGGGUCUUUUUGGGUUUGGUUGUUUGAUUCGCCUUCCUUUUUUGACAUAUGUAUGCCUUAAUUCUUAAAUCUGAGGGACCAUGCUUUGAAAUAGACUGAAAAUUAAGGGUCACCACCUAAUUUUUCUUUGUAUUCAGUAUCGUAAGUGAGGUUAAUAAAGUCAAUACUUUCUACCAUAUAUUACGUUUUUGUUAUUAAAAAACUUCAUUGGCCACUAGUGAAGUUAGUCAAUAGAAGACUUGUUUUUCUGAUUUUACAUAGUAAAUGGCUGCUAAGUAGUGAGUAAUUCUUAACUAAUUCUAAAAACUAAAAUGUGCAUUUCGACUUGAUAAGGUAAAACUGUUAUCUAGAGGCUAAACCGAUGUAUUUUCAGAAUUGAAUUUUUCUCCUUGUAGCUUUCAGGGAACAAUUUCAUUGACAUUGCUUGCUUCCUGCCUUUUACCUUUUAAUAAAAAUUGUGAUGCUACUUUAUUCUAAAGAUUUAUAUUUUAUAACCAAAUGAAUUUCCUCAAAGGUUUCCAAACCUAUAUCAUAUAGGGUGAAAAGCAGGAAAGUAGACAUUUUUCUUGGCGUGGGAAUUCUCUACAUAGGGCGGUAGAUUUCUUAAGCCAAUGAAUUUCUGCUUUUGAGCAGUAGUCAUAUAAUCAGUAUCUUAAAGAAUAAUGUGUAAAUAACAGAAGGCAUAUGAGUGUGUGGUGUUCCUAGAUGAACUGUUAACAGAUAAUAGUAAAAUAAGGAAAUCUAAGUGCUUUAAGUUUAUACAGUUAACUCUUAGGAUAAGAGGGAUGUAUGCUGAGAUGUUUGUGCGUCCCAGAUAGCACUGUACGAUAACCUGUAAAGUAUUACUGAAUACUGAAUAGCUGAAACUGCAAUUGGAAAAUCUGAUGAUGACGAGGAAAUAUUACGUUUCCAGUUUUUUUAGCUCUAUCUGCUAAUUUCUUUGCCUAUUUUCACUUUCGCCAAGUACCAACAAGCUCAUGUUGUAUUUCUUUUUAAGAACUUCAACAUUAUAAGCUCUCAGUACCCUGUUUUGUUGUUGUUGUUGUUGUUGUUUGAGACAGAGUUUUUGCUCGUCUGCCAGGAUGGAGUGCAGUGGUACGAUCUUGGCUCACUGCAACCUCCGCCUCCUGGGCUCAGGUGAUCCUCUUGCCUCAGCCUCCUGAGUAGCUUGGAUUACAGGCGCGUGCCACCACACCCGCCUAAUUUUUGUAUUUUUGGUAGAGGAGGGGUUUCACCAUGUUAGUCAGGCUGGUCUUGAACUCCUGACCUCAAGUGAUUUGCCCACCUUGACCUCCUGCAGACGUGAGCCACUGCGCUCAGCCAUAGAUUUUACCGUCUUAACCCAUUUUAAUUCCUCUGUUGAGUCUCUGUCCUCCCCUCCAAUUUGAUUUGGGAUUUUGCUGAUGAGAUGAUACUAAACAUUGAGAGUAGUGCUUUUUACUCUGACUUUUAUUGUGUUGUCUUUGAAAGACAAAUAGUACAACUUUUUACAAGGAAACAAGUAAGAGAUGGAUGUCCACGAAAACAAUAUUAGUAUAUUCUAUUAUUGUUUCUUAUUAAUAGUUACUUAGUAUUUACAAACAAUUUAUUAUUAGCUGUGUUAAUUUUUAUUCUAUGCUUCAUAUGCUCUGACAUUGACAGAGUGGAUUUCUGCUGAUUUUUUUCAAAUCCGCAGUCUUUAUAACCAACUGAAGUAUAUAAUAGAGCAUUACAUUUUAUCUUUAUUUGUGUUCUGUUGGAUCAAGUAUUUAACAUUUGCUCUGAAAAAAAUGUUUUUGUGAUGUGUCUUUGUUGCCUUGAGAUAGAUCCGUUUAUCCUGCCUCCUAGGGAGAAGUUUCUGCCUGGAUUGAAACAAAAAAACACAGGCGUCACAAGCAUGUUACCUAUUAAGAGAGAGAGGGUAUCUCUGAAGACUAAUUAAAAUGGUAAUUUUUAAAAAGAUGUGACCAGUUGACUUUGAGUAUAUCAUCCCAGGUAUUAUCCCCAAAAUGAUAAUGCAAAACAGGAUAAUUUGGAGACCAGGAGAAAAACUGGUAUGAUUACUGGGGAGGGGAAGAAGCACAGAUGGUCAAGAUAAUAAUGCAUGUUUGGCCUCAGCUGUAGGUAGAGUUGCCAAAGAAACUACCUGCCUCACAGAUGAGCACGCACGGGUGCAUUGUCAAAGUCUGAGAAGGAUGUAUUGUACUUUGAAGGAAGACUUUCCAUUUCUAAGCUACCAUGGAGAAGUAUACGCUCCUUGAGACCAGAGACUGUGACUUCUGCAUCUUCGAUUCCAGCGACAUAUGAUAAAAUGUUUUGCACGUAGUUGAAUCCAGCGUUGAUACAUGAAGGACAGCAUUACAUCUUUUUUCUAUUAUACUUAGAAAUUUCCUCUUUCUUCUGCACCACCAACCUGUAUAUCAAGCCUCCUUGCCCCACAAAGCUUCCAAAGCCCGUAAAUUUGUUAAUCUAGAGCAGGGGUCAGCAAACUACCACCCAUGGGCCAAAUCUGGCCUGCUGCCUAUUUUUGUAUGGCUUACAAACUAUGGUUUUUAUAUUCCCUUUUGUUAAUGGCUCAAAAUAAUAUUUUGUAUAAUAUGAAAAUUAUGAAAUUUUAGUUUCUCUAAAUAAAGUUUUGGAAAGAA
Molecule: messenger RNA, 6287 nt
Organism: Gorilla gorilla gorilla (western lowland gorilla)
Lineage: Eukaryota; Metazoa; Chordata; Mammalia; Primates; Hominidae
Gene: ERI1
Product: exoribonuclease 1
Exons: 15
Coding region: 1920-2969 (349 amino acids)
Cellular component (GO): cytoplasm; nucleolus
Molecular function (GO): 3'-5'-RNA exonuclease activity; nucleic acid binding
Source: RefSeq, a predicted model, not a curated record